Messenger RNA from Amblyraja radiata (thorny skate), 2009 nucleotides. RefSeq names its product ADP-ribosyl cyclase/cyclic ADP-ribose hydrolase 2-like. Lineage: Eukaryota; Metazoa; Chordata; Chondrichthyes; Rajiformes; Rajidae. Gene Ontology annotation, cellular component: plasma membrane. The record is from RefSeq and is a predicted model, not a curated record. Gene Ontology annotation, biological process: positive regulation of B cell proliferation. The transcript has 9 exons. Gene Ontology annotation, molecular function: NAD+ nucleosidase activity, cyclic ADP-ribose generating; phosphorus-oxygen lyase activity. The coding region runs from base 74 to 979 and encodes 301 amino acids.
AAAGCAGAAUGUUUGAGAAGGUGUGCCAACCUCAACUUUGAUCGUGUGUCAAAGGAGAAACUACACCUUGAAGAUGUUUUUUCUGAUUAGUCUGCAUUUCUGCCGUAAAGGCAAAUCAAGAAAUGACGCAACAAUGUGUGAUUUGGUUCUCCUUGGACUUGUUGCUAUAAGUCUUACAAAGCCACCCGUGGCAACUGUUGCGCCCAAAAAAGAAUGGGGAGGACAUGGAUCGUCAAUAAAUUUGAAAGAAAUAAUGAUUGGAAGAUGUUUUGACUACCUUGAGAAUGUAAAUCCCAGUGCAGGGGUGAAAGACUGUGCAAAGAUUUGGGAAGAAUUUCUGAAGGUAUUUAGUGGCAAAGACCCAUGCAGCAUCAAAGAGCAGGAUUAUAACAACUUUUUGCGCUUGGUAGAACAUGACAUCCCAGUCAAUCAGUCAAUCUUCUGGAGUCAGACCAGGGAAAUCACCUCCAAGUUCAGUGAAAUCACUGCUUCCUUUAUGCCUCUUGAGUCCACCCUGAGUGGUUAUUUGGUAAAUGACUUGAACUGGUGUGGGAGUCGUUCCAUCAAAGGACCAAAUUUUGUAUCGUGCCCGAGCUGGAAUGAUUGUGAAAACAAUGCAGCCCGUUCAUUUUGGAGAUCAGCAUCAAAGUUGUAUGCAUCAAAGGCACAAGGAGUGGUGACAGUGAUGCUGAAUGGAUCCUCAACUGCAAACGCUUUCAGAGACACCAGUAUAUUUGCUGAAAUAGAAGUUGGAAAUUUAGACAAGGCGAAGGUCACCUUAGUUCGUCUUUGGAUCAUCGAUAAUCUUAUGGGACCUGACAUUGAAUCCUGUGGUCGCGGCAGUGUCGGAAAAUUAGAAUUGAUUCUGAUGGAGAAAGGAAUAAAGUACAUUUGCGAAGAUAAUUACAGGCCUGUUCAAAUACUGCUGUGCGUUAACAAAGUGGACUUUCCAACCUGCAACUUAGACCUUGCCCCAUAACUCUAAUGCAUUGCUCACAAAAAGCUUUGACGAGAAACUUCUAGAGCCAUUUGCUACCACAUAAACAUAAUGAAUGUCUCAUUAUCCAAGUGUGUAUUGUUAUGGUCAAAUUUUGAGGGGAUUUUAAUUUGAUUUGUAAUUUUGAGAUGUAUGUGUAUACAAUAAAGAAGGGAAUGACAUGUAGACAUGUAACAUAGUUAAUUAUCACAAUAAAUGAAUGUGCUGAUGAGUGUCCCCUUUAAGCCAUGUCGAUUCAUCCUAUUAAAGACGCUCCUUGUUCCAACCAUUCCCUUCCCUAACCUUCCCUUCUACUGAGAAUCUAUUUUGUUCCUAGUUCUGUUGAAGGGUUGUAGACCCAAACCAUUGAAUGCUUUUCUGACCACAGAUGCCACCUGACUUGAUGAAAUUUUCCAGCACUUUUGGUUAUAAGAAAUUAGUAAUCAGAUUGGCAAAGUCCACCACACUGAUUUGGGGAAAGUCCUACAUAACUUAAGGCAGAACAGCCUUAUAAACAUGCUUUUAUAUUUGUUUAAAAUGGCUCUUUCUGGGCCUUGGGUGGAAGAAAAUAUACCCCUGCUGUUCUUUUCCAAAAAGAGAGCCAUGCUCCUUUCCAUACACUGCUCCUUUUGAGGUUUAAUGACCAGGUUUCCAGAAGCUUCAGGGCCAUUAGUAAUGUGCCCACAAUCUAAAGAUUUUCCCCACCACUGGUGCACAGGUGCCACCAGCUUCUACACCACAGGCCCUUCUGCCCACCUUGUUCAUGCUGAUCAAUCCAGCAAAGGUGAUGGGAUAUUCAGAGGUGUCUUGUCAGCUACAUUGUAAAUUUCUAAUUCAAUGCAAAGCUUUUGUCAAACUCAAAAUAUAGAAGUAAACAAUAUUAUUGUAGCUAUAGAAAUUGUAUUAAACCACUUGCUGUUAUCUUUUUCUGAAAAGUAUAAAAACUUGAUGUACUUUGAGUUUGGGAGAUUCAGCUGAGUGAGUCUCCAAGUGAAUGUCUGUUUCUGUUGACAAAUAAAUACUUUUAUUUCAA